AUGUCAACAGAUAGCAAAUUUACAUUUUAUUUACAUUCUCAUAGACCUCUAAUCGAUGUGAUUGAUUUGCAAUGGUCUCAAGAUAAACUUCCUAAUGAAUCAAUUGGACAAUCACUUUCGAUUGAUACUUUAGUUUCAAUAUCAGAUGAAUUUGACGAGUUAUUAAAAAAUAGACCAGAAAGAAACUGGGGAGAACUUGGAUUGAAUGAUUUAAGUUGA
Molecule: messenger RNA, 219 nt
Organism: Cavenderia fasciculata
Lineage: Eukaryota; Evosea; Eumycetozoa; Acytosteliales; Cavenderiaceae
Exons: 3
Coding region: 1-219 (72 amino acids)
Source: RefSeq, a predicted model, not a curated record